Talaromyces atroroseus is the source of this 1239-nucleotide messenger RNA. RefSeq lists its product as hypothetical. The coding region runs from base 1 to 1239 and encodes 412 amino acids. The transcript is spliced from 4 exons. The record is from RefSeq and is a predicted model, not a curated record. Lineage: Eukaryota; Fungi; Ascomycota; Eurotiomycetes; Eurotiales; Trichocomaceae.
AUGAUCUGGGUGCGUUAUCUCGCUCGCAAUCCUCGGCCAAUUCUCCGCCAAUAUCGGGCAUUCACCACGGGGGGCUCCAGGAUAGUCAACGUUCAACCCGUAAAGAUCAAAAGGCCAUGGUUUAGGCGGUUUGCUACUAGUGUCCUGGUCUACGGCGCUGCAUUCAACCUCUGGAGUUCGCUCUUGUAUUCACACCUAGACGGAAAUACACUGGCCGAUUCUGAGGGCAAUUCAGGAGGAUUGGGCGAAGGUAUUGUCGAUGGCGGGAAAGAGGCUGUUGACGAAGAUGAAGAAGAAGAUGUCACAUUUAUACCGCUGAGCUGGCCUCGUCUUCGGCCUGGGGAGCUUUACACUGGAAACGACCCGGAAUGGAAUUGUUUCAGGGAUUAUGCACACGACCGCAAACGCCUUGAGUCUUUAAAACGUGAGCUAGAAGGUGUUGUGCUUACACGAGUAUCAUGCCAUCCGAAAUUCAAAGAUCUUCUUGGAGAUAAUAUGCGAAUCAUGAGAAGCUGGCUAUUUGUUCAAUUCCCAUAUCGUGCGCCUCCCCAUUAUGAAACAGUUGGUUUCGAAAUCUCCGAUAACGAGAUUGUCUUGAAAUCGAAACCCAUUCCGGACGAACAAGGUCGCCUAAUCCUGGCAGCGUUGUUUCCUUUUACGGUAACAUCGGCGAUGGGACAUGCUGCUUCGGCCUUCUUUCAUCGAAAGUUGCAACGAGUGAAGAAGAGCUUUGGAAUAGAUGAAGACCCUACGAACGACGUUAUCAUGAGCAUAAAGGACAUGGAUGUUCCGUCAGAUUUGCAACCAUCGAAUAAUAUCAGCUUAUCGAGUUAUUCCGAAUGGGAAAAGUCCAUUGCGAAUAUCAUUCAGGAGACCAGCCCCUCGACGGCAAACACAAAUACUAACACGACUCACACCCAGCCUUCUCGUCUACCUAAAAUACUUUCCGUGAUGCAGAUGCUUCCUUCUCAAUAUCAAGAUUCUGACCUUUAUGUUGCUUAUCUUACCUUCAAGCUACAUAUGAUGAAACAUGAGAUGCAGCAGCGCAAUCCGAUAUCCCCGCGGGGUGUUUUCUAUUUUAACGGUCCUAUCGGCUUAGUAGGCUCCAAAGGGUUAUGCAGACUUGAGGUCCGCGGCGAAUAUAAUCCGGACAAGGCGGAAUGGUCUUCUAUAACGAUGAAAUUGAAGGAUUUCAAUUUCAUUCGUCAGGAACCACUGGGAUACCAGCGUCCAUCGUGA